GAGCGCUUUGGUAAUCUCGUCACAAUUAUUGAUAUAUUUGUGACACCUCGCGAAAUGCUUCGUGUGUCACUUGACAAAUAAUUUACGAGCCGUACAGUUUUAAUCAUCACUUUUCUUGCACGCAUUUGACUAGAAGGAUCUCAUAAAUGAUAAAAGAAUUUCUUUGAGGUUUAAGGUGAAAAAAUAUGAAGAAAUCAUUUUUCGUUAUACACAUUUGUUUUUAUUUUUAUGCGGUAAUAAUCGGAUUAAAUUGCUCACUCGUCUUCGAAUUGUUCUCUGAGGAUGAAAAAUUCGAAACUACCAUUGCGAGUUUUGAUACAACUUCGGCACAUUCCUGCCUUAUCCUCUGUAACGCAACAACUGGGUGUUUUUCGGUAAAUUUCCAUAAAGAAAACGAAAAGUGUCAACUGACUGAUUAUUAUCCUCUGAGAGGGACAAGUACCGGUGUAACCGAGGCCGGCUGGAAAGUGUACUUUCGACGCUUCCCAAAUGUCAACCUUCUGGACGGUGCAGUGGCGUGGCAAUCCUUAUCGGGUGGUACGAGUGCCGAAAAGGCAAUAGAUGGCGUGACGACAAGCUUUGCCACUAUCACCACUUCCUGUUUCUACCAGGAGACGGGUAAUUCAUACUGGGCAGUGGAAUUUGGUACAGCCGGUCUCGUUAAAGAAGUAGACUUAUAUCUCUACAGUCUAGAUUCAUAUUACCGAAACACUGGUUUUACAGUCAGUGUAGCUACAACCCGUAAUGAUGUCAUUAAUGACGUAGGAACAGUCUGCGGAACCUACUUUGGUCCUGAAGUCAGCACAGCGCCAUUUAAGUUAACGAUGGUGUGUGAAAAUGCGAUUUACGGAAAGUUUCUAAAAGUCCAACACACAAACGGUAAUUUCAUGCAACUUUGCGAAGUUGUUGUUCGCACGCCGUUCAACUAAGGAGAAGGUUAAACACAGUUCUGCUUUGUAUUUGUGCACAAUGUCCUAGUAAUAAUAAUAUACAUAAAUAAGUACAUGUUUUAAGAUAAGGAGGGGAAUAUCCGCCGGAAGUAUAUUAUCUUGAUCACAUGUUUAUAUCUAAAUACUACUACUUAUCCCAUGUAUGUUGAUUGCAUACUGAUUUAUUGUUUUGCAUACGAAAACGAAAUGUGAAUAAUAAAUUUCAAGCUGCAUGUAUACUCAUGUAUACGCACAUUAAAUUUAAUUGAUGCUGAUUUAGCAAAUUAUGUGUAUUUAUGCUAAUUACUUCUUUGCACAAGAUACUUAAAUAUGUUAUCUUUGUCUCUGAUUGCAUAUUAGUUGCUUUUUUAGAAUAUGUGUAUAUUAAUAUACUUUGUUUACUUUUAUGUUGCACAUCGCUUCUUUUAAAAUCAUCAAAAUUCAUUAGGCCUACGCUCCUAUGCGUGCCAUAUUAGAAAAAAAGCUUUGAUCAUACUGCGUGCAUAUCCAUAAAGAGAUACCCGGAAAUUCCGAAUGGAAUGGAAAAGAUAUGGACUGGACAUUACUAUCAGUGCUCUAUCAUAUUUAUCACGGGCUGCGCAACUGGGUCUUGUUUGCAAUAUGUCAUAUAGACUAAUUAUACAGCAAAUUCAUGAAUAUUUAUUAUUUAAAAACCCACCUGUGAAGAACACAUUUUAUCCACAACACUUGACCAUCUAUUUUAAUAAAAAAGAGUUCUUCCACGCCAUAUGAUGUCAGAUUUAACGUCAAUAAACUGUCAAAUGAGGUCAGGAAAAUUACUUCUAAACAAAAUGUAGUUCAACAUAUUUUUAUUAAUUUCCGUCUUUUUAUUAGCAUGUUAGAAUGGAAAUAGAUAUUAAUGUUUCUUACAUUGUAGUAAUACUACAAUAACGCACGGUCUGUCGUGCAAAUGCUUUGUAAUAAUAACGGCCUUCGUGAUUUUAUUCAUACACAUAACCGUUAAUUAUUCUACAAAAAUUCACUCAAAAAUGAUAUCUAUUUCCUACCGCAACAAAUUGUUUAAAAUGUAUAUGGUCUAUGUUUUGAUGUAUAACGAGAGACGUAUGUAAAUGUAUAUGUUAAAUAAAAUUGUGUUC
This is a messenger RNA of Ruditapes philippinarum (Manila clam), 2047 nucleotides long. RefSeq lists its product as uncharacterized. Bases 186 to 929 code for a protein of 247 amino acids. NCBI's taxonomy places the organism in Eukaryota, Metazoa, Mollusca, Bivalvia, Venerida, Veneridae. The record is from RefSeq and is a predicted model, not a curated record. The transcript has 3 exons.